GUAUGGUCACUCCCGACUCCGCAGUCCCCUCUCGAAGCCUGUACACUUACAAAUCUACAACGCUAUUUAACUAAACAGAUCAAAAUCAGAUUCAGACAAAUUUAUUUUUCUCUUACAGUUAUCUUAAGUUUAAUUAAUCAAUGUCUCUUCCCAGAAGUCCGCCACCAACGGCGAGGGAGUCCACCUGGGAUUGCAUGCUCCCCGGCCCACCAUCCCGCAACAACUUCGGUUCCGUCGACCUCUCCUCAUCUGGUCUUCUUGCCUUUCCUUCUGGAUCCUCCAUUUGCGUCGUAGAUUCCCGUUCUCUCCAACUUAUUUCCACGAUCCCUCUUCCUCCUCUUCCUUCCAAUUCCUCUCCUUCUCUCUCUCCCUUCAUUACCUCCGUCCGCUGGACUCCUCUCCCUUUACGUCGUGACCUCCUCUCCACUGAGCCUUCCUCCUCUCACCUACUCCUUGCCGCAGGUGACCGUCAUGGUCGCAUCGCGCUUCUUGAUUUCCGUCUCAAGUCGGUUCUUCUCUGGCUCGAUCCUGACCCGAACCCGAAAUGUGGUAUCCAGGACCUUUGCUGGAUCCUUUCCCGUCCUGAUUCUUAUAUUCUCGCUUCAAUCUCUGGUCCUUCCUGUCUUUCUCUAUAUACCACUACUUCUCCUGCGCGAUGUUUCUUCAAAUACGACGCUUCGCCGGAGUUUCUCUCGUGUAUUCGCCGUGAUCCUUUCGAUUCCCGCCAUUUUAUUGCCAUUGGUCUUAAAGGAAUUCUUUUAUCCAUUAAAGUACUUGGAGAAGCAGAAGAUGAUGUUGCGAUAAAGGUGCUUCGCAUUCCAACGGAUUGCGCUGAAUUAGCGAGGUUAGAAAGGGAUGCGCUGAGUGGAUCCUCUUCUCCGUCGCCGGCGUCAGCUAUAUACCCACUGUAUAGCGUGAAAUUGGCGUUUUCGCCGCAGUGGAGGCACAUUAUUUUUGUCACUUUUCCAAGAGAGUUGGUAGUGUUUGAUUUGCAGUAUGAGACUGCACUUUUUAGCACAGCCUUGCCGAGAGGGUGCAGUAAGUUUCUGGAUGUGUUGCCUGAUCCAAAUAAUGAGCUGCUGUAUUGUGCUCACCUUGAUGGGCGUCUCAGCAUCUGGCGGCGAAAAGAAGGAGAGCAAGUGCAUAUAAUGUGUUUGAUGGAGGAGUUGAUGCCUGCAGUUGGAUCAUCUGUCCCUUCUCCUUCAGUUCUAGCUGUCACCGUCUGCCAAUCAGAGUCAACACUCCAAAAUGUUGCCAAGUUAUAUUAUGAUUCUCCUAAUACUCCUUUGGCUGAUAUGGAUUUUGACAAUCCUUUCGAUUUCUGUGAUGAUACUCUUCUUCUUUCCAAGACACAUGUGAUAUCCAUUUCUGACGAUGGAAAAAUAUGGAACUGGCUCUUGACUUCUGAAGGAACUGGAGACACCCAAAAGGAUUUUAAAGAUUUGGACCAUGACGUGCAGCUUUCAAAUGGCAUAGCUUCUGCUGAUGGACUUGCUUCUGAAGCAGGCAAACAACAAGAGAAUGUUAGUGGCAAUAAAAGUCGUCCAUCAUCCUUUCUUAGCCAGGCAUCUGUAUCAUAUAAGGUCAGCUUAGUUGGACAGCUUCAGCUUCUUUCUUCAACAGUAACUAUGCUGGCUGUGCCCUCCCCUUCUUUAACAGCUACUUUGGCCCGUGGAGGAAAUUAUCCUGCUGUAGCUGUUCCCCUGGUCACAUUGGGAACUCAGAGUGGAACAGUUGAUGUCAUCGAUGUUUCUGCUAAUGCUGUUGCAGCAAGUUUCUCAGUUCAUACUGGUACAGUUAGGGGAUUACGAUGGCUCGGAAAUUCUAGACUGGUUUCAUUUUCUUACAAUCAGGUGAAUGAAAAAAACGGAGGUUACAUUAAUAGGCUUGUUGUGACCUGUCUUAGAAGUGGCCUUAAUAGACCAUUUCGGGUUUUACAAAAGCCAGAGCGUGCACCCAUUAGAGCGUUAAGGACUUCGUCAUCUGGAAGGUACUUGCUUAUUUUGUUUCGUGAUGCACCUGUGGAAGUUUGGGCAAUGACAAAAAAUCCCAUUAUGCUUAGAUCAUUAGCUCUUCCAUUCACGGUAUUGGAAUGGACUCUUCCAACAGUUCCGCGCACAGUUCAAAAUGGUCCAUCUAGGCAAUUUUCAUGGUCAUCCAAAGAUCAGCAACCUGUAACACAAGAUGGAGCAUCUACUCCAAAAACAUCUUCAUCAGAAUCUAAAGAAGCAAGUUCAGACGCAUCUCAGGAUGACACGGCAGAAAGUUUUGCAUUUGCACUAGUAAAUGGCGCACUUGGAGUUUUUGAGGUUUGUGGGCGGAGGAUCCGGGAUUUCAGACCAAAAUGGCCUUCUUCUUCAUUUGUUUCCUCUGAUGGAUUGAUUACAGCCAUGGCUUAUCGCUUGCCUCAUGUCGUUAUGGGAGACAGGUCAGGGAACAUACGAUGGUGGGACGUGACAACUGGGCAUUCUUCGUCAUUUAAUACUCACAGGGAAGGAAUCCGGAGAAUCAAGUUCUCACCAGUUGUUCCUGGAGACCGUAGCCGAGGGCGUAUUGCAGUGCUUUUUUAUGAUAAUACCUUUUCUGUAUUUGACCUUGAUUCACCGGAUCCAUUAGCCAAUUCCCUUUUGCAACCUCAGCUUCCCGGAACCCUUGUACUGGAACUUGAUUGGUUGCCUUUACGAACUGACAUAAACGACCCCCUGGUAUUAUGCAUUGCAGGAGCUGAUAGCAGUUUCCGACUUGUGGAGGUUAACGUAAAUGACAAAAAGCUUGGCCAUGGACUGCCGGCCCAAGCUCUUAAAGAAAGAUUUAGGCCUAUGCCUGUAUGUUCUCCAAUACUGUUCCCAACACCACAUGCCCUGGCAUUGCGGAUGAUCUUGCAAUUGGGUGUCAAGCCCUCUUGGUUUAACACUAGUGGUACAACCAUUGAUAAAAGGCUUCACUCAAUUCCAGGAACUGCUUCUCCUGCAACAGAUCUGCGCAGUUACCUGAUUGAUUUACCUCCUAUUGGUGACUCUGUGGUGCCAGAAAUGCUCUUGAAAGUAUUGGAGCCUUAUCGAAAAGAAGGUUGCAUAUUGGAUGAUGAGAGAGCAAGAUUAUAUGCUACCAUAGUCAACAAAGGUUGUGCUGCGAGAUUUUCCUUUGCAGCUGCAAUAUUUGGUGAAACAUCAGAAGCACUUUUCUGGCUGCAGUUGCCUCAUGCUCUAAAACAUUUGAUGAAUAAGUUGGUAAAUAAGUCUCCUAAGAAACCGUCCAACUCAGCUUCCAUUCCAGGACUUGAUGACACGGCGAUGUUGACCAGAAUUGCAUCAAAGGGGAAAUCAUUGGCUGGUACUGAGAAGGACUCAUUGAGCAAAGGCCAACUUGGAUUGAUGGCUUUCCAGCAAGAAGAAUUAUGGCAGAGUGCUAGUGAGCGAAUUCCUUGGCAUGAGAAACUGGAAGGAGAAGAGGCUAUUCAGAAUCGUGUGCAUGAGCUUGUGUUAGUUGGGAAUUUGGAAGCAGCAGUUAGUUUGUUGCUUUCUACCUCUCCAGAUAGCAGUUGUUUCUAUGCAAAUGCUUUACGUGCAGUUGCACUUUCUUCAGCCGUGUCACGAUCUCUUCAUGAGCUUGCAGUUAAGGUUGUUGCAGCUAACAUGGUCAGGACUGACAGAUCACUGUCUGGCACUCAUCUUCUUUGUGCUGUAGGAAGAUAUCAAGAAGCUUGUUCACAGCUCCAAGAUGCCGGAUGUUGGACAGAUGCUGCAACUUUAGCUGCUGCACACUUGAAAGGAUCUGAUUAUGCAAGGGUGUUACAACGGUGGGCUGACCAUGUACUUCGUGUUGAACACAACAUCUGGAGGGCUUUAAUUUUGUUUGUUGCAGCUGGUGCAUUGCAAGAGGCACUCGCUGUACUCCGUGAAGCACAACAACCUGAUACAGCUGCCAUGUUCAUACUUGCUUGUCGUGAAAUCCAUGGAGAAAUAAUUACAGCUUUAAGAAAUUUAGACGACCAAUCAGGUUCUUCUUUGAAUGAUGCUCUAAUCAACUUACGAGGGUUGAACCCAGAGAAUGAAGAUGUUAUUGCCGUUGGUGAAUAUUUUGGACAGUAUCAAAGAAAAUUGGUUCAUUUGUGCAUGGAUUCGCAGCCGUUUUCUGACUAAUCGCGGAUCAGAAAACUCUUCCGUCAGUUUUCCUUGCUGGAUAUUUCACCAAAAGCAACCUCGCGACCAGUCACAGAAACCGCAUUGAAAUGAUAUAUGAUCUGUUUUAAAAUUUUGGUUUUAACUUUGUGAAUACAAUUUCUAUUUUAUUUAUUUAUUUGUUCCUUUUUGCAUAUGUUUCCUAUUUAUGUCAUAUCAAUAGCCAUAUUGUCCUA
Molecule: messenger RNA, 4357 nt
Organism: Jatropha curcas
Lineage: Eukaryota; Viridiplantae; Streptophyta; Magnoliopsida; Malpighiales; Euphorbiaceae
Product: Transducin family protein / WD-40 repeat family protein
Cellular component (GO): cytoplasm
Molecular function (GO): protein binding
Source: RefSeq, a predicted model, not a curated record